Molecule: messenger RNA, 2670 nt
Organism: Alosa alosa (allis shad)
Lineage: Eukaryota; Metazoa; Chordata; Actinopteri; Clupeiformes; Clupeidae
Gene: muc15
Product: mucin 15, cell surface associated
Exons: 4
Coding region: 983-2245 (420 amino acids)
Source: RefSeq, a predicted model, not a curated record
GAGGCAAGAGAAACAGCUGCUGCAGGGUAAAGGCCUUAGGCCAAGUGCUAUAAAAUGGGGUUAGUAAAUGAUAAAAUCACCAAAGGAAAAGUGUUGAAAAGGCAAGGGUUCAGCUAGAUUAUCAAACUAAUGUGAUAAGAUCAAUUAAUGUGAUCAAUUAAUCGUAGGGUUACAGUUAAUCUACAUUAUCAGAAUAAUAUUCUAAAAUAAUCAAUUAAUUUAAAUUUUAUUUCAGUUUGUAACAGACAUAAGGAAUUAAUGUCCAGGCUUUCUGGAUUCUUCAUGCUUGAUUAAGUUUCUGCUGUGUUUUCAAGGAACAUGUAAAGUGUUUGAAUGACUUGGCUCUUUUUACAUUACAUUACAUUACAUUUAGCAGACACUUCUUAACCAAAGUUGACCAAACUCUUGAAACCCUACUUUGCACAGUCAUGCUUAAAGUGAAACAAUAACAAGAGGCUCCCUAGUGACGCAAAGAGCUGUCAUCCAUGUAAAAAUAACCCUAUGUCUUUUGUUUCUUGAUGUUGCCCUGAGAUACCAGCUAGAGGAAAGUGGAUCGGUUUCACCACGCACCCUCCACUGCCACCCCACGUUACCAGGACAACAGAGGUGGAAUCCCCAGAGGUCCUGCCGUCAGGGGCUUUUGCUAUCCAGCACGUUACGAACGAUCUCGGACGUGCUAAACUCGGUCUUAUUUGAGGAUUCCUGAAAUUUGGGCUUGUGAGAGAGGGAAUAUUUUUGUCCAUUCUGCCACUGUGUCGCAGUUGUUCCUGAACGGUGUUUCAGGGGGCAGGGCCAACAGGUGCACUUUCAGGUAAGGCCGGUUCCCAGAUGCACUGCACAAAGCUGACCAGCGCCCUCCUCUUCCGCUUACCUGGUGUCCUGUUCGCCGUCUCUUAAAUUGGAACAGCUUUCGGCAUCACCAGUUCCUCUUUCCAGCACCACACCGGUUGUACAUUAAGAGCACAAAGCAGAGAAAACAGACAUGACACAAAGGCUGGACUUGGUUUUGGCUCUGUGUCUGAUUCUUCAGAGCUUCUGUGGGGUUUCACUUCAGGAUCCCUCAGAGUUUGAAGGUGGACUUAAUGACGACUAUUUGGAUGAAUACAUUACUCAGGUCCCCGUAGUUGGUUUGAAUGACGUGGGAGAGGCAGAGAAUGAUCGCCCUGGUGAAGGUGGCUUGGCCCUUGGAUCUAUGAUGUACAGUGGCGUGGAGGACUCCCAGACGAACGUCUCCGUCCCAACCCUGAGUGGGAUUGAAGGAGAGGAGCCCUCAGCCUCCUCAGACAUCAUCGUGACCCUUUCACCAAUGCUCCGGUCAGAUGACUCUCUUGAUGUCACCGUGGAGGAGGACGCAUCUGUGGAUUUGCCCAGUACCACACCAGAACCAGAAAUGGGAUUUAAUCCCAGUAUGUUCAGAGAUGGCAAUUCAUCGUCAGUGAGUAAUGAGACAAGUGAUGCCAAUGCCACACCAGAACCAGUAAUGGGAUUUAAUGCCAGUAUGUGGAGAGAAGGCGAUUCAUUGCCAGAGACAAACAGCACAGUCAGCACUGGUACUGACGCUAACAGCACAGCCAUCACUGGUACUGACACUAACAGCACAGACAUCACUGGUACAGACACUAACAGCACAGACGUCAUCAAUCCAUCAUCAGGGACCAACAGCUCAAAUGCCAACCCAGGACCCACUAACCCCCCUGGGGUAAAUGUCACCAUGGGCGGCCUAAAUCCUGCUACUGAAAAUCCAGCAGAAAACACGCCUGAGCCAACAGCAGAAAAUAUUCCAGCGUCUACAGCAGAGAAAAUUCCCGAACCUACGGCAGAAUAUAUUCCCGCAACUACGGCAGAGAGUAUUCCUGAACCUACACCAGAAGUCAUUCCAGACGACACAGCUCCUCCAAGUGGAAAUGACACAGCUUUGGCUAAAGCUGCAGCCGGGGCCAAUGCUGAACAAGGUGUGGACUCAGGAACUCAGAGCACAAACAAUGGAAGAGCAUGGGGUGUGAUCCUGGGCCUCGCAGUGACUGUGGGAAUCGUGGGUCUGGUCAUGUACGUCUUACUGAAAAGAAAAGAGCGUCUGAACUUCUCACACAGUAAACUGGUUGAGGAAGCACCUGCAGAUCCAGUUCUCAGAUUGGACAACGGUGAGCCACUGGACUUGAAAUAUGAUGGGUUUGGAUACUAUAAUCCUUCCCUCCAAGGAGAUGACAUUCAAAUGUCUAACUUCCCAUCUGGCCGUCCACGCUGAUGUCUUCUGUCCUGUGCCAUCUCGCCCGAGCUCUGACUUUUGUUGUUUGCACCUCCACCACCAGAUGAAAUUCCAUCUGAAACAGCACAUGAAGAUUACUGUACAAAUUAUGUAGAUAAAAUUGCCAAAUAGCCUCACAUUAAAUAUUCUAUACUUUUCUAUAAUGAGCUGCUGUAUUAUGAACCUGUUCCGUUGAUUUUCAUCCUUAUUUAGCUUACUUAGUGUAUGUUUCUUUUACAGAAGGAUAUGUGAAGGGUAGACUACUAUAUAAAGAGAAAUCCUAGGUGUAUAGUAAUUGAAAUGUUCUAUUUUUAAUAUAUAUUUAGUAUUUAAAAAUAUAAAGUGAUUAUAUAUAAAUAAUUUUAAAGUUUAAAGUUUAAAACUUAUUAUUGAAAUAAAAUGAAUGAUGACUGUCUACCACUUCA